Molecule: messenger RNA, 2436 nt
Organism: Spodoptera exigua (beet armyworm)
Lineage: Eukaryota; Metazoa; Arthropoda; Insecta; Lepidoptera; Noctuidae
Source: the annotation of a GenBank genome assembly
AUGGAAAAAGAGCAAAAACGAAAAAAUAACAAUAAAACUUUGCCAGAUCCUGUAAUCGAAGCCGACAUCCUCAGCAGCCGCAAACCAAAACCGAACAAAACCGCUCAACCGACAGAUCAUUGGUACACACAGAGUACUCAAUACUCCAUACUCUUGGCUAAUAAAGGAAGAAGUCAUUUAAGCCCGCCCCCGUUUAGCCCCGCGCCCCGGAAGCCCCCGUUCCUUCUCCUAUUCUGGGCCGAGGCCGCGGUGCCUCAUUGCGCUUGCCCCGCAACCUCGGCUGAACAUCAGUAUCCUAGGGCCCUAUCUGUGGCGGUAUAUUGGAUCUUUGAGGCGCGCGCUAAUCGCUACGCAGCGCACGGUUGUGUCUGGUUCUGGUCAGGCGGCGAGCAAUCCUUACUCGCCGUCAGUAGAUCCGCACUUACGGUCGGCAAACGAGCAGACGGAUUACCUGAUGGUAAGCAAUCAGCGCCGCCCAUGGACACCCGCAACUGUGGAGUUACGAUGCUGAAGGUGUCAAAAGAUCAGCUGGAGUUUUGGGUCAAGAGCAGCAAGGUCCGCGACCUAGAGCAGCGGAGGAAACAGGGGUUUUUAUUCAGUAAGAGUGACACUCCCUCUCGCCAAAACUUGAACGAGAGAGAACUUGAGAGACAUUUUAAGACUGGGACAGUUCAAUAUUCUAAGGCGUCACAAAAUCACUCUAUGGCGAUUUCAGGAGUUUCCAUUAACAGUUUUAUGAUAGAUUACAAUAGAGUAGAAAAUUGCUUGCGACGGAAAUUGCACCCUGUUGGUGUUAUCGUAGAUGCUGGAUGUGGGGGCACUGAGGAUGUUAUGGACUUUGUUUCCCAAAAUAUGUUGUUGGACUCAAAUCACAAAUGGCUCCUUAUUGACGAUGACGAAGCUUAUAAAGUGUAUAAUGAAACUGAGGUCGAUAUGAUCAUGGCUGACAGUGGUAACGGGAGCUUGAUUGAAAUGCUUCAACGUUUGAAUAUCAGCGUAGAUGCUGAUAUUGUGACGGGUUUUAGAGAGGACACCAGAUAUAUUCUUCAAGAAGUGUUCAAUUAUGGCAAAGUACAAGGAGGCAAUUUAAUUAUUCAUGAAAUUGGAUCCUGGGAUCCUGAUUACGGUUUUAAUUUGUCUAUAGAUCUGAAUGGAUACAAAUAUUACAGGCGAUGGGAUUUCCAAAAUAUAUCCAUGAAAUUUAUCCUAGUUGUCCAACCAGUACCAGAUCAUUUUGAUCCAGAAUCGCUAUUAGGUUUGGAGGCAGUUCCCGGGGUUGCCAUGAUGACACAAACAUCUGCUACCAUCCUUUAUGCAGUCGCUAAGAUGCACAACAUAAGUUACGUUCCCACCAUCACUGAUAGAUGGAUCGGCACGUACGAAAAGAACGCUACCAGAGUGGUAUCAAAUAGCUUGUACUUCCGAGAGCAAGAUUUGUCUCCAGUAAUACGGUUUCAGUUGGUUCAAGAUCGAACCGAUGUCCUACUUCCCCCUCUUACUUCUAUUGAAACUAGAUACUUCUACCGGAUACCAACAAUUGGCCCUGGAAAGUUUGAGAAUCAAUUUUUAAGACCUCUGAGUCCCACAGCAUGGUGGAGUGUCAUCGGAGUAUCAGCAUUGUGUUCUGCAUUACUGCUAGUCUCUGCUUUAUUUGAACAUCGUCCAUCGUCUGUGCAGUACGCUUUAUUCUCUGUCAUAGCUUCAAUUUGCCAGCAAUCUCGUAAAGUCACAAUUCUUGUGACUGGUCUUUCCUGCGUGCUCAUAUACAACUACUACACCAGCUCCGUGGUAAGCUGGUUGCUGAACGGUCCACCACCUUCCAUCAACUCCUUGAAGGAACUCCUGGAGAGUCCGUUAGAACUGAUCUACGAGGAUAUUGGAUAUACAAGGUCUUGGUUACAGAAUCCUUCUUACUACUAUAAUGGAAAGAACGCCGCCAUAGAAGACGAGCUACGAAAGAAAAAGGUUUUUAACAAGAAAAAGGGUUCUCCGUUACUGGUGCCUUUGGUGCAAGGGAUCAAGAUGGUGCAGGACGGAGGCUACGCUUACCACACAGAAGUGAACAGCGCCAACGCGCUGAUAUCCAGAACAUUUACACAAAGCGAUCUCUGUGAGCUAGGAUCUCUCAAGUCCAUGGAGAAAACGGUGUUGUACCCAUGUCUGCAGAAGCAUAGUCCUUACAAGGAGUUCAUGACUUGGAGUCUUAUGCGUCUUUCGGAGCAAGGCAUAGUUUCCUGCAUUCAGAUCAGGAGGUUAUCAUUCGAGGUAAAGUGCGAAGGCAGUUCCCCUCGAGCCCUCGCGUUAGGAGGAGCAGCACCAGCGUUCAUACUCCUUGCUGGAGGAUACAUCCUCGCUACCAUCAUCAUGCUUAUUGAAAGAAUGAUUUUCAAAAUAAAUCAUGCAAAUAAAAUUCCAAAAGCAACGGCCGCAGCUUAG